Mycetomoellerius zeteki is the source of this 1005-nucleotide messenger RNA. RefSeq lists its product as uncharacterized. The transcript has 7 exons. Bases 69 to 821 code for a protein of 250 amino acids. Gene Ontology annotation, cellular component: membrane. Lineage: Eukaryota; Metazoa; Arthropoda; Insecta; Hymenoptera; Formicidae. The record is from RefSeq and is a predicted model, not a curated record.
CUGGUGUAAAACGACGUAUUUUCUUCAAGUUAGUGUAAUUCGCAUAUAACUGGUAUUAGAACGAAACAAUGAUGCCAAAUAUAAUCAUCAACAUUAAUUAUUUGAAAAGUUGGAAUGGAAUUGCUAAGAUCCUUCAAGUGAUACUGGGUGCGAUUUGCGUAGGAAUUAUUGGUAAUGAGCUUAGUUAUGAAUGUGUAAUCUUAUACAGAGGAUCAGUAUUUAUCUUCUUUUUUGUUGCAACAUUUACUUUCUUUAUUAACACUUUUAUUCUGUAUGUCAGUAACCUGAUAUCUCCCUCUGCUGCAUCUAUUAUACCUAAAACAAUUUACGAACUCCUUUAUCAUUUCAUUGCGUCUAUAUUAUUACUUGCGGCUUCAAUAGCAGUAAUAAUUAUGAUAAAUCAAGCUAAUGUUGUAGUUAACUAUGACGCGCUUUUAGCAGCUUCCGUGCUGGGUGCAAUUUGUAUAGGAAUCAUCAGUGAUAACAUUAAUCCUACCAUUUUUUCUUUAUGUCAAAAGGAAUAUUUCUUUCUUAUUGCAACAUCUAAUUUUUUUAUUGGUACUUUCAUUUUUUUUCUUAGUUACCUGGUAUCUCCAUUUACUGCAUCUAUUUUACUUAAAACAAUAUACGAACCCCUUUAUAAUUCUUUCGCAACCGUAAUGUUAUUUGCGGCUUCAAUAAGUCUGAUAACAGAAAUACAUACGGAUGAUGUGGUGUAUAAUUAUAAGGCAUUAUUAGCUGCUUCUAUUUGUGGUCUACUAAACACCAUUUUAUAUAUUUUCAACGCGAUCAUCACCUGUAUUACAAUAUGGUUGAAGUAAUUAAUCCUCUUGAUGUCAAACUCUGUAAUAUGGUUUAUACUGAUGCCGGGUGUAUGAGACCCACUUAAUUUAUAUUGACUAAAAAUAUUAAUUAAUUUUUAAGAAUCAAAAUGUUAUAACUAUAAAAGAAGAAUAAGUGCUAAGUUUAUGUUUGUAACACUAAUUUAAAUUACUUAUAAUUGAG